Cyphellophora europaea CBS 101466 is the source of this 1662-nucleotide messenger RNA. RefSeq lists its product as uncharacterized. Gene Ontology annotation, molecular function: DNA-binding transcription factor activity, RNA polymerase II-specific; zinc ion binding. The coding region runs from base 1 to 1662 and encodes 553 amino acids. The transcript is spliced from 2 exons. The record is from RefSeq and is a predicted model, not a curated record. Gene Ontology annotation, biological process: regulation of DNA-templated transcription. Lineage: Eukaryota; Fungi; Ascomycota; Eurotiomycetes; Chaetothyriales; Cyphellophoraceae.
AUGUCAAUGCCGGUAGCAGCGCAUCUUGAGAAGACUGCUCUAGCGCCGAAGGUGGGCUCUGGGGUCCGGCAGCGCGCCUGGCACUCUAAGGGCCGUACAGGUUGCAAGACCUGCAAAAGGAGACGCGUCAAAUGUGACGAGACGAAACCGACAUGCAAGAAAUGCGCUGCUACUCAUAAUGUCUGUGAAGGCUAUGAAGUGUUGCAGAUCUGGCUUUUCCAGCCCAAACAGGAUGGGCAAGCACUGGGGCCGGCACGCAGCCCCAGCGGUCCAUACCAUGGCCAGGAAUCGAGGUUCAUUCAACUCUUCACCGAGAAGACGGGCAAAGCGUUAGCCCUCUUCAACUCUGCGGCCGAGUACUUCUGGACGAAGAUUAUUCUGCAGCUGAGUGAGCUAGACGGCGCGAUCCGGAAUCAGGUCGUUGCGACCGCCUCAGUACAUGAAAUGCAGAUGGGUCGGACGCCGGACCUGAUUCCAAUGACGGCUUACAGCAAAGCGUUAGGCAUGAUCGCUUGUCAACAGGACCCUAGCAUUCACAUUUUGCUCGUUUCGUGUCUGCUGUCGAUUGCCAUGGAAUCCGUACGCGGGGAUCAGGCCGCCGCGUACCUGCAUCUACGAUGUGGCCUGGCGAUCUUGCGAAACUGGAUGAUCACUGCCAAUAGGUCCGAGUACGACCCAGACGACAUCAUCGAGCUGUACCUCAUGCCGAUAUUUGCGCAACUCAGUGCAACAAGAAGCCUCCAGCAGACUGACCCCGGCUGGUAUCUCCCGCUGGAACAAGUAUCUAUCCAGCCACCAACGUUCCCACCGGCCUUUACCUCGCUUCUGCAGGCGAGAGAGAGGUACCAGGAAAUCGGCACGCACAUGUAUAUGCUAACCCGGAAGUUCCCUUUGUUCGAUACCUAUGAAAACCCGGCGUUCUUUGAGGUCACGAAGCUCUUUGAAGACUGGCAUCAGACCUUCAAGAGAUCACGGCCGAGCAAAUUGUCAUUACGACAGAGUUGCCAGUGGAAGAUCCUGGAUAUUCUGGCAUACUGCUGCAUUGUUGCGCUUCGCUGCUAUUGCAGCGCUGACGAGAUGAAAUGGGACGAUGCUGUCGAUGAAUGCCGCGAGAUCGUUCGAGUUGCCGCGGAGGUGGAUGAAUGUGUCAAUGGCAAGCUGCCCACGGUGAACGACUUCCUGGAACCGGAUUUCGAUACAGAUCCCGGCCCAGUGGCGCCACUGUGGCAGAUCGGUGUCGCUUGUCGUGAUCCUGUGAUCCGCAGAAAAGCCAUCAGCCUGAUGCGGAGCCACCAUCGAAAAUGUUGUGGUCACGAUGAUGACUGCUACAUUGCCUCCCAUGCCGAGUCCAUCGCCGAUCUCGAAGAAGCCGGACUUGACGACAUCAAGACCUGUAAAGAUGUACCGGAGUUUCGUCGUGUGCGACCUUUGGCCUGUGACUUCAGCACUCCUGGGAUCAUGCGCGCGACUUACACAAGAUCGCCGUAUGUGACGGAAGAGAAGUUUGUGACCGCCGUGCCUGGAGACGAGCCACCGCAGGUGACCUUUUUCAAACUCUGGCCGCUGACCGAGACAAUGAGGCUGGCUGGAUAUCAACUACUACUGCGUCCAAAAGCCAAGGCGUGCCGCUGCAAAAGCUUCGGUGGGAACAUCACGGAUUGA